AUGGAGUCUCAUGACUCGUUGUUCUCUCAAGUACCUGAUUCCCAGCUCUUGGCCACGCACAAAAAGUUGACAUGCCGAUGGACCGAUGCCGACGAUGCCACUCUAGUCAACUGCUUGAAAGAAGAGAUGGCACGUCAUGGUAGUACAGCCAAUGGCUUUAAGCCUGCGACCUGGAACCAAGUGGCUCAAGCACUCCAAGGUUAUGAGCUAGUUAACGGCUUGAAGGCAAAGGACAAGGAAACCUGCAAAAGUCGCUGGCAGGCGCUUCCAAACGGUCGCCAGAAUGUUGGGUGCUGGUUGGGAUGA
Puccinia triticina is the source of this 306-nucleotide messenger RNA. RefSeq lists its product as uncharacterized. The record is from RefSeq and is a predicted model, not a curated record. The transcript is spliced from 2 exons. NCBI's taxonomy places the organism in Eukaryota, Fungi, Basidiomycota, Pucciniomycetes, Pucciniales, Pucciniaceae. Bases 1 to 306 code for a protein of 101 amino acids.